AUGGCCGAGCAGAAUAGUCGCGAUGCCAUCUCCAGUCCCAAGGGUAAGGGCAAGGGCAAAGAAGCUUCUACCGCCCCUCCCUCCGAUGUCCAAGCGGCGCCUGAUGAUGGCACAGUUCUACGUCAGCAAGGCGACCGAGAUACACCACUCAAUUCCUCAUUCGCAUCUCGCCUCACGGCGUCUGCGGCCAGCCUUUCUCGCAUGGCUCUGACAGCUUCGUCUGCUACCGAAACCAUCCGCAACGGAACUACGGGAGCGAAAGUUUCACCCGGAACCUCCUCCUACUCUGCUCAGGGCUCCGGAAGCCACCGGGAUAUUGCUACGUAUCGCAGCCCACGCAGCGUGAACACCGGCACCGUCGUGGGUUUUAGUUCGGCAACGAGUGUAUCCACCGCUAGUGGACAGCAAUAUGAAGACUUCAUGGACGCUCAGGCUCAAGCGGUUCUCGAUGGUCACUCCCAGCCUCAGAGGUCAGCUCAGGUUCAAGAAAGUAACUCGGGGACCGUCCUUGUCAGCGAAUACGGUCAACACAUGCCUCUCUCAUCAGGCAUCCAGUCCGAUUGCCAGGAACAAGAGGCCAAAGACGGCCUAGGCGUUGUUGAACUACUUGAUUCUCUCGAAUCGGACGAUUUUGACGGGAAUGACGACGACCUACAGACGUCUAUAUCCUCAGAAGAAGAAUUGUCGCUGAGAAGAGCCCUUUUCGACGAUAACCAUGGAAGACCUGCCUCCAAUUGGGCCUGUCUCCUCGACUUCCAGCCUUAUUUCCUGAAUGGAGACGAUCCCGCCGAGUUAUUGCGGCAUUUUGGCGUAGCAGAUGUGCAACAAGCCAGAGCCAUGUGGAUGGAUAGUUGGAAAGAUGUGCUUACGAGCUACACAGACGAAGUUUGGGGUGACCUCGGGUCCCUCGCCCGACAAGCGCACCAAGAAAUCGAAGAGGCGCGCGGAGAUGGGACAGAAGCUACGGCAGGCCCCGGCGAGAUGCAGGCACUUCAACGACUCAGACAGAUUCUGGCCCAUGUUCGAGGCCGUUAA
Colletotrichum fioriniae is the source of this 1035-nucleotide messenger RNA. RefSeq lists its product as uncharacterized. The record is from RefSeq and is a predicted model, not a curated record. Lineage: Eukaryota; Fungi; Ascomycota; Sordariomycetes; Glomerellales; Glomerellaceae.